Cotesia congregata is the source of this 2226-nucleotide messenger RNA. Lineage: Eukaryota; Metazoa; Arthropoda; Insecta; Hymenoptera; Braconidae. The record is from the annotation of a GenBank genome assembly.
AUGGCUGCUCACCCCCAGGCAGUCCAGGUGAUCCAGCAGCCCAUGCAGAGUGGAGCUUACCAUCUCCAACAGCUCUACAACACUCAGGGAACGCCAAUGCUUCUGCCUGGAAACCUGGCGCUUCACUCGAACCUCAACCCGUCUUCGAUCCAGGUCAUCACUGCCGGUAAACCGUUUCAAUCUGCUGGACAGUUGACUCCUCACAUGCUGACCACCGCGUCCACUCAAGGACAGCCUGGUGGUCAUGCGGGACCUGGAGGUAAGGUUCAAGGUUUUCCAGCUGGGUACUUGCCUGUGCCCACUUCCAAUCCUGGGGGAGGUCAGACACUUGUUUUUGGGCCCCUGGGCGUUCUGGGAUCACCUCAGCCUCAACAGUCCCUUCAGCAACAGCAACAACAGCAGGGAGGCAACAAAGCUGAUCAAUACACAACGUGCGCAGCUGGUACACAAAAUGCAGCUCGAGGAGGUGGAAUGCAAUUUGCACCAUGGCAAUUUACACCGCAAGUCGCGUGGGCUGGAUUACAACCACCGGGUACGACACUCCUCGCUGCACCUAAUCAGAUUUUUAUUAGAAGUCCCACGCAACCAGAAAUGUACAUACAAAGCCCGCAGCCAAUCCAGGCUCACAAUGCUAUAGCAACGCAGCAGCAGCUCCAGGGCGUUCAGCAGAUUGCAGCGGCCAGUGGAAAACCUCGAGUGAUGGACAUCCAGCAGCAAUCGCAGCAAGCUGGUAAACAAGGUGGUAGCGGGCAGCGUCCGCUCAGUAUUUUGCCUUCCUCUCUUCAAGGUGUCCAGGGUGCUAACAUACGACCGGCUAGCUCGGUUUCUACGCAAACGGUCCAUGGAGUACAGACAACGGUACAAACACAGAGCGGCAAGGGCAGUGGGAGUGGCGGUAAAGGCCGUGGUAAGCCGGUGGUUCGCACAAGUCCCGGAACAAAUGCCUCACAAGGCACAACAAAAGCCGAUGCAGCCAAUCAAACGAAAUCUAAUGUCCAUCACGCUACAAUGAUAAUGCAACAACAGGCCAAUGCUACAAAUAAUACCGGAAACAGCAUGGCUAUCCAGCCAUCUCAGCAACAGCCUGGCGUCGUUCUCGGAACCGAAAGACCCAUCAUGCCGGUAGUGUCAAUGGGUGGAGUUGGGGCAAUUAAUUCUGCGAUUAUUGGGAACCAAAUGGUCGGAGGAACUCCCCAGGUCCAGGCGAUGCCGAUUCUGGCUCAACCCAGCGAAGUUCCUGCUCCACCCCAAGACAACGCUAGCACUCCUAUGGUAGUCGCUAGUGAUAGAAAUCAAGCUACUGAGGGCUCGGUUGUGUUGCAGCAAAAUUGUGCUACUGAAGAAGCGAGACAGACUCCGAAGAAAGAGGAAGAAGCUAAAGAAGCUUCUGCUCCUAGUCAAGAUGAAUCUAAACAAUCAGCUAAAGAAGAAACUGCCGCUAAAACUGAUGAUAAACUCUCCAACAAUCCACUGGUUAAUUUAGCCAAUGCUGUAAACUCAAUCACCAAUGGAAUUACUGAUGAACCAGCAAAUGCUGUAUCUACUCCGACGUCGAGUGGCAAACAAGCUCUUCCAAAGGCUUUGGUUAAACCACAAGUCCUGACUCAUGUCAUCGAGGGUUUUGUCAUCCAAGAAGCUUCUGAGCCGUUUGCAGUGAAUCGAUCCACGCUAAACGGAUCAGUCACCCAAGAAUCGAAUCUAUUAAACAGAAACAACAAUAUCAAUGAAAAAGACUCCCAUGAAGAACCUCCAAGGAAAAAACAUACUGCUAAUUACUCUAAUGAAAAUGAGACAAUGUCCAAGUGCGAAGCGUGUGGUAAUAACUUUGAUGAACAUACCAGUAAAUUCAAGAAAGAUAAACGAUUCUGUUCUUCAAUAUGUGCAAAGAGUAAAAAACGUGAAACGCGUGAUCGUGAAGCUGCAGACAAACAGUGGACGGACAUGGAUGUUGACAGCAAGAAAGAUGAUCCAGCGAAGAAAAUUGUUGAAGAAAAAUCAGUCAACGAAGUGUGCGACUUUAUUCGCAACUUACCAGGGUGUUCAGACUACGCAGAGGACUUUGCAAUCCAGGAGAUCGACGGUCAAGCUCUGAUGUUGCUCAAAGAAGAUCACUUGAUGUCUGCAAUGAGCAUCAAACUAGGUCCAGCAUUGAAGAUAGUCGCUAAAAUAGACUCUAUGAGAAUAGACAACAGUGUUAGCACCUCACCUUCGUCAAAUAGCUCAUAA